AUGCCGAAGGCACCUUGGAAGGCGCCAGAUGAUAUAUUCGAGGAAUCUUCAGAUGGGCUGCGGGUCCGCUGCAAAAUAUGCCAUGCAGAAGGGAAGGGGCGGGUUGGUGGCUGGAUCAAGCAGCUACCAAUUAUCGGGACCGAGCGCGCGAAGAAGAAGCUGAAGCGCAGCGAUUCAACGCGCCCGUACAUCGCCACUGCAUUCACUGCAUAUGAGCCCCGGACCCACAGUGUUUCGGCGGUGCGCAACGAGGAUCUUGCCAUGUUCCCAUCUCCAAGCGGCGACUUGCACGACGCAAUGCAAAUCGAUGAUUCGGAGCCCGCGUUUGAGCUGCAGCGGCUCAUGGAGGUUCGGGCCGAUGACGUGGCAGCCGAGGCAGCGGCGCAGGCAGAGGAAGAGGCUCUGGCGGGUGAGGACUCGAUUCGGGAGGGCUAUCGACGCCUGUUGACCGCCGCGAUUGCGCGGGGGGAGCUCGGGAUGGAGGAAGAGGAAGAGGGAGAUUUGACAGAUUCCGAUCACGAAGCCUCGGAUGAUGACCCGCUCGAGAGCGAGGAUUCGACUGUCGAUCCUGACGAGGGCAAUAACAACUGCUUUCCCUAUCCGAACAAGACAAUAAUGCUGCUGGAUGUUAUGGACAAUCUCGCUGUCUCGAAUACCAUCGCUUCUGAGCCACAAAAGAUCCGCACGUCUCUCGGAAAUAUCUUCUAUAUCAACGACAUUCGCGCGACAAUUGCGAGGGAUUUUGCAAACCCUGUCGUCGCCCAGCACAUUCACCUCUUUCCCGAGGAUGUCAGCAAAGGGAAGCCAAUUUCCGAAACGUGGCAGGCAGAGCGCUGGAAGGAAUAUGAGCCAACUCAACUCACACCAAUGUUUUCUCGCGGUCAACGGCGUUUCUGGGUCGAUGAGCUGGCGCGGCGACAUGACGGCUCAUUUGUAAUUCCACGCAGUCUCGUGGUCCGGAACGGAGUGCUCAGUACCGAUGCCCAGACGGUGACACGUUCAGUCGACGGGUGCUGGCAUUACAAUGAAAAUGCACAUAUUGAGAGUUUCCCUGUCGAUGAACUCGACUGGGAUUUCACGUUGGUGAUCGAGAUGCUGGCGGCAGAGGGAGAUGGUGCUCUCCGUUGGUCAUCGGCGUCCAGUCCAGCUCCGCCGAUGCCCAAUCCUCUCCGCGCCAAGGUUGCCGAAGAUGAGGAUCUGGUCGUUGUCAUGGCCGAUAUCUUCCAGGACAACACUUCUGGCAACGUCUCGAAGCAGUGGGACAAGCACCUAGUGACUUGCGUUCGCAAUGGAAAUCUUCCGGGGCGACUGCUGCAACAGGAAUUCAAUGUCAAAUUUGUAUCGAGUUCCCAGCAUGCAUCGUGUGCCGAGCAGUUUGCUGCAAUCCGGGAUAUUGUCAAAGCAACUGAAGACGAUCCGAUUCACUGCUACAAUGUUCACAUUCGGAAGAAGACAGUGGUUAUUCUUCGCCCGCCAAGUCUCCCCGGCGACAACCCCCAACAGUCCGAAGAAUCAAGCCACAUUGGCUGCAACGGCAACUAUCCGUGUCGUAAAUGCAAUUGGGGCGGGAGCACAAUCGAGAAGACAUCCGAGGACCGGUGCAAACACGUCCAACGUCUUGAAAACCAGUUGGCGCUUGCUGUGCAGGGCGACUUAAAGUCCAUCAAAGAGCAGCAGACCAGCACCGGCACCAAGGACAAGCUGACCCAGCUCUGGAUUGAUCGUACACUUGCAGAGACACCCCCCGUUGAGGUGCUGCAUACGGUGCUGCUUGGCGUUAUGAAGUACAUCUGGCACUUCAUGAACACCAAACAGUGGUCCGAGUCCGACCGUUGCUUGCUUGCAAUCCGAUUGCAGUCGACAGACAUUUCGGGCCUCACAAUUCCGCCAAUCCGCGCCGCCUACAUCAUCCAGUAUCGCAACAGCUUGAUUGGCAAGCAUUUCAAGACGUUGAUGCAGACACUUGCGUUUGCUGUACACGACAUCUGCUCACCAGAGCAAUUUGGUCUCAUCAAAGCAGCGGGUGACCUCGGGGCGCGUCUCUGGAUUCCAGAGAUUGAUGACAUGGACAUCUAUCUCGCCGACCUGAAGAUCGCCAUCGCAAAUCUGUUAGAUGCAUUUGAUGCUGUCGAUCCACUCCGAAUCCUUGUCAAAAUCAAAUUGCAUCUCCUGGCGCACCUUCCUGACAAUAUCCGCCGCUUGCUCUGUCCGGAGAGCAACCGUCUCUCACCAAGUCGUGAUAUUGCCACAAAAUUUGCAUCAAUCGAGCGUGUCCGGCAUGUGUUAUGUGGCGGGACAUGGUAUGAUGCAAGACGAAAUGUUUGGGUACAUGCUGGCAAUGCUGUUCUGCGUCUCCUCCAUGAUGACCCAGUGUUCCAACGUCAUCUUGGCUGGGCUCCUCCGAAGCCUAUCCAACCUGGGCAAACUCGUUUAUCAUCGGAGAAGAAGCAGCCACCGGUGAUGUGGUCACAGACCAAGUCUUGCUUACACUGGCGCGUGAAUCUCGGAGAUGAGCCAGUCGCCAAUAGCCAAUGGCGGUUUGCACUCACCAUUAUUGCCAAGAACGGUGAUGUUAUCCGCUCGGGCAGCUGGGUCUAUGCGUCAAAUGCGUUCGGGAAGCCCAUUCUCGGUCGUGUUGUGGAGAUCCUUGUGGGGGCAAUGACCGUUGUUGGCAUCGAACAGUUUGUCUGCACUGAACAAUUGCAUGCCGAUCUUGGUUGGCCAGUUAUCAGGCGGCCACGGGGCGAGGACAUCACCCGAGAUGGCAUUGACAUGACUGCCGACAAGGGAGAUGCAAACCAGUGGUGUUGGGAAGAGAACGACAGGAACGCGAGGAAACGACUCGAGAGAAGCUGUUGGUUCGGCACACAGAUGAUGAAUAUUUUAUUCUCAAUUUGGCGGGCCUAUACAACUUUAUGGAGCUUCGCCGCAUUUUUACCUGCACAUUUUACUCACCUCAAGCCACUGCACGAAGAUCGCUGGAGCUUUCACAACGAGACCGCUGCCAAAGCCAAGCAGCUUCGAAUGACAAAUCGCGAUAAAGCCGCAGAGAAGCGACGAGCAAAAGCAGCUGAGAAAAAGAAGCAAGCUGAGCAGGCUGCCGCAGAGGCUGAUGCUGAGGUAGAGGCAGCCGAGAAAGGGUCGGGUGAGGAUAUCUUCGACCUUGUGGACCCAGAUGAGGUUCCCGAGCUGGUACCUGAGGGUGAAAGUGAUGUUGAGGAAGAGGAAGUGCCGUUUGUUGAUGACAUGGAAGACAGAGACUAUUCACCUGUUAAGCGGCAGCAGAUACAAGGGACAGCUACAGCUCCCCGGAGGAGUGCUCGGGUACCUGUAGAACGGACACGUACUUAUUAA
Messenger RNA from Mycena indigotica, 3354 nucleotides. RefSeq lists its product as uncharacterized. Lineage: Eukaryota; Fungi; Basidiomycota; Agaricomycetes; Agaricales; Mycenaceae. The transcript has 10 exons. The coding region runs from base 1 to 3354 and encodes 1117 amino acids. The record is from RefSeq and is a predicted model, not a curated record.